Acanthosepion pharaonis is the source of this 4440-nucleotide messenger RNA. NCBI's taxonomy places the organism in Eukaryota, Metazoa, Mollusca, Cephalopoda, Sepiida, Sepiidae. The record is from the annotation of a GenBank genome assembly.
AUGUCAGCCAUUAUGCAUUGUCUAUCAGUUUCUUUAUUCUUUCAUCAGAAUUUCUUUCUUGCCCAUGUUCCUGGUGGUGAGCUGUUUGAUUACCUUUCCGAGAAAGACAGAUUAUGUGAGGCAGAAGCAUCAGCAUUCAUUCGACAGAUUCUGGAUGGUCUGAUCCACCUUCAUGAAAAACAUAUUGCACAUCUGGAUCUCAAACCUGAGAAUAUUCUGAUGGUAAGCAGAUCAAGUCAACGGAUCAAACUGAUAGAUUUUGGCCUGUCCAGAAAAUUAAAGCCUGGUUUAGACAACAGAGCUAUGAUGGGAACUGCCGAGUUUGUUGCUCCAGAAGUUGUGAGUUAUGAACCCUUAUCUCUGGCAACCGAUAUGUGGAGUAUUGGAGUCAUUACUUACAUAUUACUCAGUGGAACAUCUCCGUUUCUUGGUGAUAACCAGCAGGAAACCUACCAAAACAUCACAUCUGUUGAUUAUGAUUUUGAAGAUGAUUAUUUUGAGACAACAAGUAAACUAGCAAAAGACUUCAUAGACAAACUGCUUGUCAAAAAUCCCAGAAAACGUGCAAAUGUUGCUGAUUGUUUGGCUCAUCCUUGGAUUCAGAGAAUUGAAAAAAGAGAUAAGACAAUGGCAGAAAGCAUACCAAAUGAUGAGCACCUCAAUUACAAAGAGCCGGCUGAGAAAGAAGAAGAUGAUUUAAAAGCUGCUGUGAUCAAUACUGGACACUUGAGAACAUUCAUAUCUCGGAGGCGGUGGAAACAAGCCAUCAAGAUCAUUCUCCUUUGCAACCGAUUGUCCAAGGUUACAAGUGUUCAUAGUAAAAUGGAAAAUAGUAAAAACUGUCAAGUAAAUGACCACCAUUCCAAUAAUGACAAAGCUGAGAACAUUGUGAUGGCUGCCGUGUUCCAGACUGCUGAAGAUGGUAACCUGAGUGGGUUGAAGGAAUUGUUGAAUAUGGCAAACAAUGUCAACGUCAACAUUGCUAACAGACAUGGAGAAACUGCUGUGCAUAUGGCUUCUAGUGGUGGCCAUGUUGAAGUUGUGAAAUAUCUUCAUUCCAAAGGAGCCAACAUUGAUGUACUUGACAAGCACAAUGACAGUGCUAUUUACUGGGCUGCUCGUCAAGGACAUCUUGAGGUUGUACGUUAUUUGAAAGAAGAAGGUGUACCAUUGGAUACUCAAAACAAAUCUGGUGAAUCUGCUUUACACGUAGCCGCUCGUUAUGGACAUGCUCAGAUUGCAGAAUAUCUGUGUUUGGCCGGCUCUGAUAUUGAUCUACAAGAUAACCUUGGUGAGACAGCGCUUCACAAUGCGGCCUGGCAUGGCUUCCUGCAGAUAGCAUAUGCCCUGUCUGCCGCUGGUGCUCAGAUGAAUAUCCAGAACAAGGAUGGGGAAACUCCCCUCCAUUGUGCUGCUGCCAGAGGCCACUCAGAAUGUGUCCGUGUUUUGCUAGAGUAUAAUGCUUUGACCAGUAUGGUGGACAAGAAUGGCCGCACCCCUUUGCACCUAGCAUGUAACAGACGUCAUGUUCAAAUUGCAUUAUUGCUGAUCAACAAAGGUUGUGACCUUGACUCUACAGAUUUGGAGACGGGUGAGAAUGCCUUGCAUGCUGCUGCACGGGACGGUUUGAUGCCAGUUGUUCAGGCCAUGUGUGGUUAUGGCUGUGCUGUUGAUGUUACCAACAGGUUUGGUGCUACUCCCUUGCAUUUAGCCAGUAAAGCUGGUCAUAUAGAAAUUGUUCGUUGUCUCCUUCUGGCUGGGUCUAAUGCUGACUUGAAAAAUAAAGAUGGAGUUACUGCUGAAAUUAUGGCUUUAGCCCAAGGAUAUACAGAUAUUGCUGAAUUACUUAAUAAAGUUCAUGCUGAUCGAGCUGCUGCCUUUAUUCAACAACUGAAUCCAAUAAAUCAACCGCUUUCUCGGAUCAAAAUCAAAAUACUUGGUUCAACUGCUGUCGGCAAAUCUACUCUUAUCGAGUCACUGAAGUGUGGUCUGUUCAGCAGCUUCUUCAGAGGACGUCUCUUCAGUGUUGGCUCCUUAUCUGCAAGAGAGAAAAAUCGUUCACGUAUGCUACGUCAAUACAGUCUCCCAACACCAUUAUGCUAUUCUAUUGGGAACCCAACUUACACAAAAGGAAUUGAUGUACAACAGGUGACAAUUAGUGGCAUUGGAGAUGUUAGCUUUUGGGAUUUUUCAGGCUACCAACCGUAUUAUAUGCUUUAUGACCAUUUCCUUGGGGAUAUCAAUUGUGUUCAUUUGAUUGCAUUCAGUUUAAUGGAUGCAUUAGAUGAACAAUUGGCACAGGUUAUUUUUUGGCUCAAUUUUGUUAAAUCACGAAUUCCUCUACAACCACCUUUGGGUCAAUGUGGCAAGCCAAUGGUUCCACUCAAAAUGAUACUCAUUGCAACUCAUGCUGAUCAAGCAAACUACCCUCGCAAUAACCGUGGAGAAUUUGUAUGUCGCGAAGCACAGAUAAUUCUUACCAAAGCUCAGGCACUGUUCGGUAAUGACAUGGAGAUUGUUGACAGAAUAUUCGUGCGAUGGUUUUUUCCUGUUUUUCAACUUCCCUAUUGGCGUCGUUCUUCCUCUUCAUUUCCUGUAUUAACCUGGAAGAAUUUCUCAGAAUAUGUUCGUGCCAAGAUCAACCCACUUGCUGGAGAAAUCCACCUAAAGUCUCUUGUUCAUCAUUUACAACUAAUUGGAGAAGUUGUGUAUCUUGAAAGUGAAAAUGGUCAAGAUCUUGUAGUGCUUAAUCCUUCAUGGCUGUGCACUGAUGUAAUAGGAAACUUGAUAUCCCAUGACAAGAUCCUACAGACCCGAAUCACUGGCUGUUUCACAGUGGAUGAUUUCCAGCUUAUGUACCCAGAGACAGAUGCCCUCGACUUGCUGCAAGUCCUCGAGUGUCUUGAAGUCUGCACUCAGUGUGAUAAUGAUGGGGAAAUUGAAUAUGAAUUCCCUUGCCUGAAUUUUAUAGAAACAUUGACUGGUCUCUGGCAAAAGGACAACCAACAUUACCCAGACGCUGUUUAUGGAGGAAUGCGAUUGAUGUCUGUCACAGAUAAUGGCAACCAAUUUAAGUAUCUCUUUCCUAGGGUUCAAGUUCACUUGAGGCGGACCCUUAUUCAAGAAACGGUUGAUCCAACACUGGAUCUUUACCAGUGGCACCAUGGAUCUAAAUAUUGCUGUGGAGAAUUAGAAGGGAUCUUAAACAUGGACAAGAAUGAGCAAUUUUUUGAAAUUAAAGUGCGCGGUCCAAAAGACUCCAGAACUGCCGUGUUUUACUUCCUUGAAGACUUUGUAACAGCAAUUGAACAAAUAGUUCAUGAUAUUUGCCCAAAUUUCCACAUAGAACGACAUGUUCUUCAUACAGGUCAAUUGAGUGAACAUUGCAAGAUUGUGGCUAGUUACUGUCCUCGUCAAUUAAUAGAAUGUCAACUUGAUCAUUCGUUGACUGUCAAAUUAGAUGACAUGGACCCUGAAUGUAUUGCUGAAGUUGUGUUUCUUGGCUCACCUGAUGUCAUGGACAAUGUCACCCUCGGGGUCGACCUGCAUAUUUCAACACUGUCUAUUCAUGCCCGUCGUGUAUUGAGUGCCAUGCUUGAUCCCCCAGACCCGAUGGGGCGGGACUGGUGUCUCUUAGCUGUUACUCUGGGACUUACCAAUGCCUUGCCAUCACUUGAUUCUGGUAGCAAUAAGCUAGAAAGCAAAACAAACCGAACUCUUGAAGAAUGGUCUUUGGACCCGCAAGCCACAAUCACCGUUUUAGUGACAAAGCUUCGUGAGAUUGGACGAAACGAUAUAGUUGAGGCCCUCUAUUCACAGCUAGUACUUUACCAAGUGGGCUAUGAAGAUACUAGUGCUGAAGACAAUAGUGGUGGAAGCAGACAGGGGACAAAUGCAUCAACAAAUACUCUCUCUAGUUUAUCCCGGGGAAGCUUCCUUUUCUUUUUCUUUCUUUUCUUUUUCUUUCUUUUCUUUUUCUUCCUUUUCUUUUUCUUCCUUUUCUUUUUCUUCCUUUUCUUUUUCUUCCUUUUCUUUUUCUUCCUUUUCUUUUUCUUCCUUUUCUUUUUCUUCCUUUUCUUUUUCUUCCUUUUCUUUUUCCCUUUUCUUUUCUUCCUUUUCUUUUUCUUCCUUUUCUUUUUCUUCCUUUUCUUUUUCUUUCUUUUCUUUUUCUUUCUUCUUGCUGCACUUAAUUCCCAUUUCAGCAGCUUUUUCUUUUUUUUCUUCUUUUUUUUCUUCUUUUUUUUCUUCUUUUUUUUCUUCUUUUUUUUUCUUUUUUUUUCUUUUUUUUUUUCUUUUUUUUUUUUUUUUUUUUUUUCUUCUUUUUUUUCUUCUUUUUUUUCUUCUUUUUUUUUCUUCUUUUUUUUCUUCUUUUUUUUCUUCUUUUUUUUCUUCUUUUUUUUCUUUGUUACAAUGAACAGUUUAAAAAAUGAAGGUCAUUAG